This is a messenger RNA of Myotis daubentonii (Daubenton's bat), 4586 nucleotides long. RefSeq names its product zinc finger AN1-type containing 5 (gene ZFAND5). NCBI's taxonomy places the organism in Eukaryota, Metazoa, Chordata, Mammalia, Chiroptera, Vespertilionidae. Gene Ontology annotation, molecular function: DNA binding; zinc ion binding. The record is from RefSeq and is a predicted model, not a curated record.
CGUCAGUCGGCCGGACCGCGGACCUGUCUGCAUGUAGUCGGGCUCGCUCGCCCCCGGGAGCCACGGCCUCAUCGGCGGUAGCACCAGCGACGGAGAACACCAUCGGCGGGUCUUCGCGGCGCCCAGUCCUCGCGGCGCCCGCCCCGCUCGCCCUCGGAAUCGGCCCUACCCGCCGCCGGCGGAGGCGUGAGGAGACGACGGACGAGCGCCGCGAGCAGCGUUAGCCGCCGCAGCCUCCCGUCCUCCCACCGCCUCCCCCUCUGCCUCCCCCUCGCUUCCCUCCUCCCACUUCCCGAGCUCCGCCGCGUCCCGGCCACGCUCGGGGCUCCUGCUGGAACAAAAGAAGGCCCCCGCCGCGGCGGCAGCGCCAGCGCCACCCCCGCCCGCGGCUCCUACCCGCUCCCGGCCCGCGGCAGCGGCUCCAGGGCGCCCGGCUCGCCCGUCUCAGGCUUCGGCCCGGGCCCACUGCGCCGGCGUCGCGCGCAGGCCCGGCUCCUGCCUCCUGCUCGCGCAGGCAGAAAAAUAUGGCUCAGGAGACUAACCAGACCCCAGGGCCCAUGCUGUGUAGUACAGGAUGUGGCUUUUAUGGGAAUCCUAGGACAAAUGGAAUGUGUUCUGUUUGCUACAAAGAGCAUCUUCAGAGGCAGCAGAAUAGUGGCAGAAUGAGCCCAAUGGGGACAGCUAGUGGUUCCAACAGUCCUACCUCAGAUUCUGCAUCUGUGCAAAGAGCAGACACUAGUUUAAACAACUGUGAAGGUGCUGCUGGCAGCACAUCUGAAAAAUCAAGAAAUGUGCCUGUGGCUGCCUUGCCUGUAACUCAGCAAAUGACAGAAAUGAGCAUUUCAAGAGAGGACAAAAUAACUACCCCGAAAACAGAGGUGUCAGAGCCAGUUGUUACUCAGCCCAGUUCAUCAGUUUCUCAACCUAGUACUUCUCAAAGUGAAGAAAAAGCUCCUGAGUUACCCAAACCAAAGAAGAAUAGAUGUUUCAUGUGCAGAAAGAAAGUUGGCCUUACAGGGUUUGACUGCCGAUGUGGAAAUUUGUUUUGUGGACUUCACCGUUACUCUGACAAGCACAACUGUCCGUAUGAUUACAAAGCAGAAGCUGCAGCAAAAAUCAGAAAAGAGAAUCCAGUUGUUGUGGCUGAAAAAAUCCAGAGAAUAUAAAUUACUACUUGUGAAGAGACUGAAACUUUGUUUUUAUUUUAAUAUAUCGUAGGAAAACAUUAAAGAGCAGAUGCAUGGCCAUUUUCCUUUGAUGUUCUCCAGAGUUUUACUUUAUACUACUUGUCUGUCUUAUAAUUGAUAUUUUAGGAUGUUUGGGUGUUUGUUACAGGCAGAAUUGGAUAGAUACAGCCCUCCAAAAUGUAUAUGCCCUCCCUUGAAUAAAAUUGGAUGGAAAUCUGCAUAUCAAAUUGAAUUUCACAGAUAACAGGGACAAAAUUUAGCUCCCACGUGCCAAACAAAACAUGAAAUCUCUGCAUGUUUGCAGCAUAUCUGCCUCUUGGGAAUGUAUCAAGGUAUAAUCUUUGGCUAGUGUUAUGUGCCUGUAUUUUUCUAAAAAAAAUGGUACACCAGAAAAGGACUGGCAGUCUACUUCUACCAUAGUUAAACUUCACUGUUAAUUUUCACAACAUGUUCUUUGGAAGCAGGAAGAAGGUGAUAAAAGAGGAUCAGAACUUUCCAUGAAACCAGUAUUUGAUGCCAUAUAUAAGCAUGGCUAAUUGGCCUAAAAGCUGGCAAAGACAUUCUGUGAAAGGUAAACAUUGCAACUGGUUAUGAGUAAAACCAUCAAGCAACAGGGUCUGGAGCUAUCUUUGAAGCUUAUUGUUGACCUGCACCAGAAGAUGUCUGCAUUACUUACUCAUAGCUAAAAAUGUGUAGCACAGAACUGCACUAGGAUUAAUUUGUUUACAAGAAGAAAUUAAAACUCUGCAUUUGGUUUUCACAUACAGCAGCUCUGUUGAGUAACAUGCAUCUGAAUUUUAAGUUGCAAAGGUAUCUGAACAGUUAAUUUUUCAUGUGCAUCUUUUGUUGAAUGUUUUGGUUGAAGAAAGAAUGUUUAGAGCUUUUUUAAAAGACUUCAGUUAAUGUAACUGUACCCUUCUGCAUGGAAAAUCAUAACCAACAUGGCUGCAGUAGACUUCUUAGUGGUAUCCAGCACCACUUGCAGAGGGCUGCUUUAUCAUAUUAAUUGUACUUGGGUAUAGGACUAGUGUUCUUGGGUGUGUUGCAUGGGCUGCAUUAUUUACAGCAUUGUACAAUAACAACUAGAAGAGGCAGUAUACUUCAUUGAUGCUUGUCUGGUAAUAUCACUUCUGUGUUAUAAUGGAAGGUUUUCUGUGAUAUAUGAAACUUGUGUUUUUUAUAUAUAAAUGAGUAUAGUUAGAUUAGUGUUGUGGUAAUGCCUGUUUUCAUCUGUAAAUAGUUAAGUAUGUACACGAGGCACUACUUCUGAUUUAUUGCAGUGUUCAGUCUUAGUUUUACUUUUGUUCUUAAAGCACUCAAUUUUGCUUUCAAAUCUUUGUACCUUAGUUCUGAGUUAGAUUUGCAGAUGUGUACAGAUAGUUCAUAUUUAUGUAUUGCACAUAAUCAUGCUACCCAGCAUUGAUGCUAUAUUGUAUUAUGUAAAUAAUAAAAGCCAUGUACAGAGGGAAACUUCCACUUGUUCAUUGGGUUUUUAAGCCAUAGUUAGAAAUCCUAUAGGGGGGGUGAUUAGAAAAUGUUUCAAAUUCAACUUUUUAGUUGUAUAUGUAGACUUCAUGGCUGUUGUAAGUUUCUUUUUUUCAUUGCCUUCUCAACAUGUUCAGGUGAAAACCAUGAGAUGAGUUUUGUAAAAUUAAAAGUAUGGUACAUAAUAGGCAACAACUGUUUUUGAAGAAAUGAUUAGGCUAUUUUAGGAUCUUAAAAGUCUUAGCACUUAAGAAAAAGGAAUGAAAUUUGAACAAUUAUGGUCUGUUACCCUCCCCCCUUUUUUCUUUAUUUUAUAGAUAACACUUUAGGCAUGACAAUUUGUACAAAAACAGGUAUAGUUUUGUUUUACUUGUUUUGGGGUAUGGUUCUAAUGUAGAGAUGGAUCCAUGAGUUUGCUCUUUGAAGGUGUCAUAAGAGAUAAUAAGACAGUUACAUAUUCUAACUUUGCCCAGGGGGUAACUGAAGCCAAGGACAACCAUGGCUUUUCAGUAAUGGAGUUUGAAAUAGAAAUUCUUAUCCUGGCUCACUGUUACUUGUCACAGUUCUUUGGGUGUAAAUACUUUUGAAAAUAGAAGCCUAUGACAGAUAAGGAUAGUAUCUCCUGAAAUAUGAAGGAUACUGAAGAAUCACAGUUGAGUGACAAUUAAGGUUUAAAAAUACGACUUCCCCCUCUCACUGCUACCUCUUGUCAACAUUUACUUAAGAUUUUGAUAUCGAUGUGGUAUGUGGGGGAUAAAGAAGACAUGGGAAGGUGAUUGACUUUUGGACUUCAUUGGUCUAUAAAGGUCAUUGAAUAAAUGUUUGCAAAAUCAUUUUUUAUAAGAAACAUUGAGGACAGAUUUGAUCUUACAGGAUUUAAUUUGUCAGAAGCAUCAAUUGGGGGAAAGGAAACCCAAGUGUGUAAGGCAGCUAGGAAGAUUCAAUUCUAUGUAAACUUGUAUUCAAAUUUGAAUGUUUCUUAAGCAAGCCUAAAAAGGGGAUUUAACUUUGGAAUGUACACUGAGAUACUAAGCAUUUUAAGUGUUACUGUAUUUCUCAAAGAUAGCUGCAUAACCUUCAAAAAUGCUAGGACAAACCAUGACAUGAAUUAGCUAUAUGAUCUUGGGCUAUGCCUUUUGUCAAAUCUAUUCUGUAGGGGGCUUUAAUCUGUAAAAAUAGCCCUUGGUUUUCGGAUUUGAGGUGGGCUUCCCAUAGUGAAUCAAUUUGGAAAGAACUCAAGUAGUGUGUGGUUAAGAGGGUGAUGAAUCCUGGAACUAGUUUUUUCAUCUGUAAAUAAGGAUGGUAACUGCCUGGCAUAUAGUAAAUAUUCCCUAUUAAAUUUGUGACGAGUUUUUUUAGAGCAGUUCUAGGUUCACAGUAAAUUUGGUAGGAAAGUGAAGAGAUUAACCUUCUCCCUUCCACACAUGUAUAGCCCCCCCCAUUUAACAUCUCCCACAGGAGUGGUACAUUUGCUAAAACCGAUGAACCUACAUUGACUCAUAAUCACUCACAGUCCAUUGUUUACAAGUUCACUGUUGUUGUACAUUCUGUGGACCAGUGUAUAAUGAGUGAUAUGUACCUAUUGUAUUAGUAUUUUCACUCCCCAUAGAAUCCACUGCUGCCUACACCCUACCCCAAUCCCUGGCAAUUAUUUUUAUUGUCCAUAUUCUGCCUUUUCCAAAAUGUCAUGGUUGGAAUCAUAUAGUAUGUAACCUUUUCAGAUUGGGGUUUUUUUUCUUUUUUUAGUAAAAUGCACAGGUUUCUUUCAUGUUUUUAUGGUUGGAUGGCUUAUUUCUCUUAGUGCUGAAUAAUCUAUUGUCUGGUUGUGCCAUAGUUUAUCCUACUGAUGCACAUCUUGGUUGCUUUCAGAUUUUGGCAAUUAUGAAUAAAGUUGCUGUUAACAUUGGUGUGUAA